UUGGCAGUCAACAGUUGGCAACACCAUACACGCCAUUUUGUAUUGUGAGCAUGUUGAUAUGCUCUUAAAAAUGAUUUUAUUUCUGAUUGAAGAUAUUUUUAAUAGUUAAUUAAGUUCUUGAGUGCAAUAAAGUGAAUUGCAAAAAUGGAUAAGUCAGAAGUAAAAGCGUUCAACGCGGAGUUAUCCGGGUUGUACGAAAACAAGCCCCCAAUUUCAAAAGCGAAGAUGAGUGCUAUAACAAGAGGUGCUAUAAAGGCGAUAAAGUUUUACAAGCAUGUUGUACAUAGUGUUGAAAAGUUUAUACAAAAAUGCAAACCAGAAUACAAAGUUCCGGGGCUUUAUGUGAUAGAUUCGAUUGUGAGACAGUCAAGACACCAAUUCGGCCAGGACAAGGAUGUGUUUGCUCCGAGGUUUGCUAAAAAUAUGCAACAAACCUUUGCUAAUCUCUUCAGAUGCCCUCCUGAAGAUAAGCGGAAUAUAAUAAGAGUACUGAACUUAUGGCAGAAGAAUAAUGUGUUUGGUUCUGAUGUUAUUCAGCCCCUAUUGGAUAUGGCUGACCCUAAUCAUCCUCUACAUCAGGAAAUUCAACAACAGCAAAACAAUGCUGCCAAUGGGAGUUCAUUAAAUAAUACACACAAUGUCUCUGACAAUAAAAUAUCUCCAGGCCCUGCAUCGCAGCAUACUCCACAUGGAUCAUCACCAAUGGGAGGGGAUCAGUUCCAGGAUGACUCAUCUGGACCACCGCCGGCAAAGUUCAAUAGAAAAUUGCUGAAUGAUUUUGAAUAUGAGAGCGGGGAUGACACACCUAUGGCAGAAUCUACUCCACCCCAACACAACCCACCACACUCCAAUACCCAGAAUAAUGUACAGCAUAUCCAACAUAUGCAGAAUAUUCAGCCUCCACAUCAAAGUCAUAAUCCAGCUGAUGCGUUAGGAAGUAUCUUAACAAACCCUGAAAUUAUGAGGCAACUGCAGAGUUUGCAAGCUCAGAUGCAGUUAGUAGCUGGGAUGCAAAAUAUACCUAAUUUAAUGCCAAUGAUGACAGACAUGCAGAUGCAACAAAAUCCGAAUGCAUCACUUCCUUUCCUCAAUUCACAUAAUGAACAAUCAAUGAUGCCAGAGGGCAAGGACGACAUGGCAAAUGAAUCAGACAUAGAGUUUGUAGAUUCUGGUCCACAAGUCAUUGAAAUACCAGAUGCUAAUGAUUCUAGAAGUCCGUCGCCAAAGUCUCGUCGGCGGUCACGGUCGCCUCGCAGACGGAGACGAUCUCGAUCGCGCUCUCGCUCGCCGAGGCGACGGCGGGACAGAGAUCGAGAAAGGGAUAGAGAUAGAGACAAGGAUAAGGAGAAAAGCCACAAAGAACGGGAAGCAGAGAAAGAAAAACAGAGAGAGAGAGAGAAAAAGGGUUUACCUCCAAUUAAAAAAGAAAAUUUAAGCGUGUGUAGCACAACGCUUUGGGUGGGUCAUUUAUCGAAGCUGGCAACCCAGGAAGAAUUGUCGGACUUAUUCGGUGCUUUCGGUGGUCUCGUCUCCGUAGACCUAGUUCCGCCUCGCGGCUGCGCUUUCGUGGUCAUGGAGCGUCGCCGUGAUGCAGCCAGGGCCAAACAAAAGCUCGAUAGACAUAAAUUGCAUUCUAAAGAAAUUACUGUGGCGUGGGCAGCGGGUAAGGGCGUAAAGGGUCGUGAAUGGAAGGACUAUUGGGAAGCAGAACUGGGCGUGGCCUAUCUCCCGUGGUCUGCUCUACAUGCCCGCUGGGUGCUGGGUGCGCUUUCUUUAGACGCAUUGGAAGAGGGCGGGGCUGUUGAUGAAGAAACUCUUCCGCCUUGGUUGCCUCCACGGAUUUUACCAAAAACGAUGCCAGAUAUUCCAAUGAUACCUGGCCUAACACCGGUAUCCGGUCCAGGUAUGCUCAUUCCGGGGCCAGGAAUGCCCGGUCCUGGGCCCAUGCCGGGAAUGCCCAAUUUAGCCAAUAUGCCCAAUAUGCCUAACAUGGCAAACAUGGCCAACAUGCCCCCAACUAGCAUGGCCAUGGGUGGACCACCUCCAGCGAGCAUUCCCUUACCAGUUCCGAGGAUGCCACCACCUGGAAUGGGUCCUGGUUUGCCUGCGGGUAUGCCUCCAGGGAUGAGGCCUCCGAUGCCUGCGCCGUUACCAGGAGUACAAGGAGAGGGAUCGCUAUUAGGCUUUCCGCCAUCUUUGCCGCCACACACAUUACCACAACCCGGUAUGGUGGGAAGUUUCCUCGGUGGGCUAAUGGGAAUGGGAGUAGGCGGAUUAAUGUUGCCUCUACAUGCGCACGCGCAUGCGCAACUUAAUGCGCAACCGCCACAGCAUACGCAGCCGCCGAUGCAGUUACAACAGCAGCAGCAACAAUCUGAAGUGACGGGUGCCGACGAUGCAAUGGAACUGGACACAGAAGAUCACCUCGAUCAGACGGAUAACCACAUCGACGCCACGCCUUCGAAUAUGCUGCCCGAUCAGUUACAAGCGCUCAUGUCUAAGCCGCCACCAGCUUUUAAUAGCUUUGAACCGCCUCCUGGCUUCAAUCCGGAAGGAUUCGAUGCGAGUCAACCGCCCCCUGAUGAUAAAAGAGAUGAAGAGAGACGUGAGCGGGACAGACGAGAUCGCGAUAGAGAUAGAGACCGACGUGGAGACAGAGAUAGGCGAGAUGGAAGAGAUGUAAGAGAACGAGACAGGCGGGACAGGAGGGAAGGUGACAGAAGAGGAGAUGGGCGGGACAGAGAAGGUAACCGGGAACGUGAUGAUCGUCGAGAUAGAGAUCGCGAUAGAGGAAGAGACAGAAGAGAUCGAGACCGGGACAGGGAUAGAGAAAGGGACCGAUUCAAUAGCCGGGAAAACAACGCUGAAAGAAUUCGGGACAAAUCACCGCGCAACGAGCAAAAUGAGAAAAGUCUUCAAGAGCGUUUAUGGGAGAUGGCCAAUGGAAAACCGGAAAAGGGAGAUGAGAGAAACAUGGAGGAACCAGGCGAUGAGUCUGCCCAAUCUGAUAUUCCUCCAUUGCCAGACCGACCAGAAAAUCACCAGCCUGAUAAGGGAAGCGAAUCUACAGAGGAUAAUGAAGGCGGAUGGACGCAGGUGCCACCUCCAAGACAAAUGGCGCCGGGUUUCCGUGCUGAACUAAGAAUGAGGGGCCCUCCGCUCAGACCACCCAAUAGAGGAUCGUGGAUGGAACAAGGACCCGGUGGUCCAGGAGGGCCGGGGCCGUUUGGUCCAAGGUUUAGUAUGGGACCACCGUUUAACAGACCACCUUUCGAAGGACCGGGUCCUAUGUUUGAGAGACCACCCUUCAAUCGAAUGUCAUUUGAUAAUAGGCCGCCCUUUGAUGGUCCACGACCGCCUUUUGAUGGUAUGAGACCACCGUUUGAUGGGCCCAGGCCGCCAUUUGACGGACCAAGGCCCCCGUUUGACGGGCCCAGACCUCCAUUUGAUGGCCCGAGACCUCACUUCGAUGGCCCUAAUUCACGUCCUCCAUUCGAUGGACCGAGACCCCAUGGACCCCGGCCCCCUUUUGACGGCCCCAGGCCGCCCUUCGAUGGCCCCAGGCCGUCCUUCGAUGGCCCCAGGCCGCCCUUUGAUGGUCCCAGGCCGCCCUUUGAUGGUCCCAGGCCGCCCUUUGAUGGUCCCAGGCCGCCCUUCGAUGGCCCCAGGCCUCCCUUUGACGGACCGAGGCCUCACUUUGAUGGCCCUGGACCCAGACCUCCUUUUAGCGGGUCUAGACCGCCUUUUGACGGUCCGCGCCCGUCAUUCGAUGGGCACCGGCAAUACGAUAGCUUCGAUGGAGAAAGGCCGUUUGAUGGCCCAACUGAGUAUCGAAAUAGAAGAUUCGAUGACAGAGAACAGUUUGAUAGAAAUUGGAACAGGGAAAGGGACAGAGAAUGGGACAGAGAUAGAAGAAAUGAGUGGGAUGACAGAAGGCGCGAUAGAAGAAGUGGAGGAAACGUAGAACACGAAGACAGGUUCAGAAAUGAUAGGAGAAGGAAUAAUGACGACAGAGGGCGGCCGCGUGAUGAGAAGCCCAAAGAAGACAAACCAUUGAAAGAUGAUAAAUCAACUAAAGAGGAUAGAUCAUCUAGAAGAGAUAAAGAUAGAAAAUCUAGAUGGGGAGCAGCUGAAGAGACAAGUCAACCAGUUGAAGAACAAAGAACAAAUGAUCAAAUAGAUAAUCAAAAUGAAAGUGUCGUUGAAACUAGUCUAAGUGAGCAUCUGGCUGAUAGAAACUUCAGUAAUGAAAACAAAUUAGAAGAAGUAAUUGAAAAUAAUGUUACAAAUGAAGAGAGUAGUUUAGAAAAUAACGCGUCCGAACCUUUUAAUUCAGAGGUUCCCGACACGCAAGAGUCGCAUGUUAAUCGUAGCGAUGACGAAUAUGAAAAUAAGGAAGAUAGUUAUAAUGGAAACAACAAAAUUAUUGAAGAAGAAAAGCAAAGUAAUGUUGCACCGAGUCUUUACGAUGCAAGUGAUGAUGUACAACCUGUUUUUUCAGUUGCAAAAGAAGAAAAUGAAGUGCAAAACGAUCGAGAAGCCAUAUCAGAAAAUAAUGAUCGUGAAAUCAUAUCAGAAAAAAACGAGAAUAGUGAUGAUAUCAUUAAUGAAAAAUGUGUUCAAGAGAUCGAAGCGAAUGAGCCAUUGGAGAAACCUGAAACUAAAGAAUGUAAAGGGGGAAAUGAUUGACGUCGGCGAAUAAAGUUCGGGUAUUUCCAGUGGAAUUGAUUCGGGUGACGCGAACGGGCGCACAGCCCUUACGAAACACAGUUACGCAGUGUUGCCAGGUCUUUGUCGGUUUCUAUGUCCGGACUAGAUUCGAUAACUUUGUGACAAAGUUUUGCUGUUUUUUAUUUAUUAAAAAAUUAUUUUGUUAAUUGUAUAAGUUGAUUGUCAUAAGAUGACAACAUUUUUGUAGAUCUGGCGGCACUGGUCAGCUGCAAAUAGAUUUUAACGCAGAUUUAUAACGCCAAAGAUAAUUUUAUACAAUAUACGAUUGAAAUAAAAUGAGUGCCUUA
Molecule: messenger RNA, 5018 nt
Organism: Pieris rapae (cabbage white)
Lineage: Eukaryota; Metazoa; Arthropoda; Insecta; Lepidoptera; Pieridae
Gene: Isha
Product: SR-related and CTD-associated factor 4
Exons: 24
Coding region: 145-4689 (1514 amino acids)
Cellular component (GO): nucleus
Molecular function (GO): RNA binding
Source: RefSeq, a predicted model, not a curated record